Messenger RNA from Solea senegalensis (Senegalese sole), 2542 nucleotides. Its product is annotated as C1q-related factor-like. The coding region runs from base 224 to 1051 and encodes 275 amino acids. Lineage: Eukaryota; Metazoa; Chordata; Actinopteri; Pleuronectiformes; Soleidae. The transcript is spliced from 2 exons. The record is from RefSeq and is a predicted model, not a curated record. Gene Ontology annotation, molecular function: protein binding.
ACUCCCUCUCUCUUACUCCUACACGGCUCUGUCACUCACUCACACCAGCUCUCCCUGGGCACCAUCUCCGCCAUCGCAGAUCCUCUUCAACUCUACAUUUUGCCAGGUGGACGCAUACCCUGCAGUCACCAUUCCCACCCCCGAGAGUUCCACCCUGGCAGCGCAGCCCCUUCCCCGGCUGAGCAUCGGGCGGAAGACCCUGGUGGCAGCUGCUGUGGGGGUCAUGCUGGUCCUGGUCUUAGUGGUCCUCAUCCCUGUGCUGGUGAGCUCUGUUGGCACAGGGGACACCGAUGACAGUGCAAGCCACUAUGAGAUGCUGGGCACCUGCCGCAUGGUCUGUGACCCCUUCCCCAGCACGGGUGCGACGGGCACCGGUGUGAACGCGGGCACAGACACAGCAACCGUGAGUCUACAAGUGGAAGAUGAGGCACACAUGAUUGAGCAGAGCAUCGUCCCACCACUGCCUACCUACAGUGCCCAUGGCCCUCAAGGCAGACAAGGACGUCCUGGCAAGCCUGGACCCCCAGGACCACCUGGAGAGCCAGGUCCACCAGGACCCAAGGGACCACCGGGGGAUGGUGUGGACGUGGUACGGACAGGAAUAUUAGGUUUAGGGGGUAAAGGGGCCGUCAGCACAACUACUUACAACACCAUGCCUCGGGUAGCAUUUUACGCCGGACUACGGAACCCUCAAGAAGGCUACGAUAUUCUGCGGUUUGAUGACGUGGUGACAAACAUUGGGGGGAACUAUGAGGGUGCGACGGGCAAGUUCACCUGUAAGAUCCCUGGUACCUACUUUUUCAUCUACAACGUGCUGAUGAGGGGAGGAGAUGGCACCAGCAUGUGGGCUGACUUGAUCAAGAAUGGUCUGGUCAGAGCCAGCGCCAUCGCCCAAGACCAGGACCAGAGUUACGACUAUGCCAGCAACAGCGUCAUUCUUCACUUGGAUGCUGGCGAUGAGGUUUUCAUCAAACUGGACGGUGGCAAAGCUCAUGGGGGCAACAGCAACAAAUACAGCACCUUCUCAGGUUUUAUUCUCUAUGCUGACUGAGGACUGGACGAGGAUGAGAGAUCAGACGUCACAGAAGGGUCACAGCCAGAGAAAAUUCACUUUUCUGACUUUUACUUGGCUGUCACCGAAAGGUUCAUGUUGCCCGUAGCCACGGAUCCACAGUCAGUGUUUUUACAGAUGUCUGCGGUCGGGACUCGUGGCUGUGUAUCUAUGGCUAUUGGUAACUGUGCACCUCCUCAUCCAUGCGUUCUCUUGUAUACAGGAUGCCUAUGUGCCGCCAUUCAGAUGGACACAAGCUACGUCACAGUGUCAGUCACGCUGAGGUGCCGCAACAAUUCUGACAGUGCCGAUACCUCACCUCGUCUUUGAGCUGUCAUUUCAUAUUUUCAGUCUGGGAAAAAUCCAGCCGCUGUCGUCGUGGUGACUGCGGUGUUUGUAAAUGUGCUGUGUAGAUUUGUCGCAAUUACGUGUUCUCAUGCUGUUUGUACGAUAACUUGUGCUUCAAAACACUGAUAGAGAGAUAUUUGAUCAAACACGAGGUUACGAUUGUUCUGGCAGUGUCAUAACAUGUACAGUGUCUCAGUGUGAGUUGAAAAAUAAUGUCAUACCAGCCCAUUACAUUUGGCUUAUCAUUAGUGUAUAAACUGUAAACCUGAUAUCGGUGUCUAAACGCAGUCAAAGUAUUAUAUCGAUGUAAUGGUUAUUAAUGUGCUUACAUUAUUUAUUUGAUUCAUGCAUGCAACACGUGUUGAAAUGUUCUGUAUGUUUCCACAAAAGAUAAAACGAGCUACAUCAUGUGGGCAUGAGGAACAUCUGUUGAAAAUGUUGAAAUGAUUUUUUCAUUUUUGCAUUUUGUCAUGCACUAUCUGGUGAAUGUCACUCACCUCGGCUGUUUUUUUUUUCCGAUCAUCUGUUCUUAUCUCUCCUUCUCCAGCGAGAGCAGCCUUCAGUGCUGCAAAUGUUACAGGCAAAGGAAGCAGUGAUCGGUGAGGGACAAAGAGGAGGAAAACAAAGCUGUAUUAAAUGCCAAAUGAAGCAUGAGAUGAUUCUGUUUCACAAUCAAAAGGAGAGACGUGUUUGGGUUUUUUUUUUCCUCUAAUGGCUGUAAAGAUGCUGAGAUAUACGAUGACAGGAAGUCAGCGAGCGGGUGUUGGAACAUAUCAAGGCAAAGCUUAGAUCAGAGUCUGAGAGUAAUCCAGGGCAAAUUAGGCUCCACUGUGACUGUGACAGACAAGGAAAUAGCUCCCAGGCCUAAAGUGUAAAAACCAAUAUAUUUUAUGGCGUUAUUAUGACAUGCUUUGGACAUAAUUCACCUUUGACAUGGACCAUGAAGAGUCUCUCCGUCUCUUACUUAGUUGGAAACACGGAGUUAAGAAUUCAAGCACAAAAGUUUGUUGGUCUCGAUGAAGCGGGUCAAAAUGCACUGUUACACAGUCACUGAUGCUUAGACAACUGAAUUACAGCACUGUGUUAUCUGUCAAAAUGAUUGAAACUCAAUUAAAUACAGCACUUUGUUGUACCUCACGUCAA